CGUGCGUCACAGAAUGGCCUCGGACACCCAGGCAGCCCCUGACGUGUCGGGGAGGAGCCGGGCGCGGAGGUACGCGGAGUGGCGCUCAGGGUUGCGGAGGGGAGCGGAGCUGAACGGCUGGGCGGGCCUGGCCUGGCCAGCAGAGCGGAGACGUCGGUCGAGCGGCGGCGAACAUGCGCUUUUGACACAUCGGAGGCUUUCUUGAUCAUGGAUGGUGAAGAUAUACCAGAUUUUUCAAGUUUAAAGGAGGAAACUGCUUAUUGGAAGGAACUUUCCUUGAAGUAUAAACAAAGCUUCCAGGAAGCUCGGGAUGAGCUAGUUGAAUUCCAGGAAGGAAGCAGAGAAUUAGAGGCAGAGUUGGAGGCACAAUUAGUACAGGCUGAACAGAGAAAUAGAGACUUGCAAGCUGAUAACCAAAGACUGAAGUAUGAAGUAGAAGCAUUGAAGGAGAAGCUAGAACAUCAAUAUGCACAGAGCUACAAGCAGGUCUCAGUAUUAGAAGAUGAUUUAAGUCAGACUCGGGCCAUUAAGGAGCAGUUACAUAAGUAUGUAAGAGAGCUGGAACAGGCCAAUGAUGACCUGGAGCGAGCAAAAAGGGCAACAAUAGUUUCACUGGAAGACUUUGAACAAAGGCUAAAUCAAGCCAUUGAACGAAAUGCAUUUUUAGAAAGUGAACUUGAUGAAAAGGAAUCUUUGUUGGUCUCUGUGCAGAGGUUAAAGGAUGAAGCAAGAGAUUUACGGCAAGAACUAGCUGUUCGGGAAAGACAACAGGAAGUAACUAGAAAAUCAGCUCCUAGUUCUCCAACUCUGGACUGCGAAAAGAUGGAUUCUGCUGUCCAAGCAUCACUUUCUUUGCCAGCUACCCCUGUUGGCAAAGGAACAGAGAACAGUUUUCCUUCACCGAAAGCUAUACCAAAUGGUUUUGGUACCAGUCCACUGACUCCUUCAGCUAGGAUAUCGGCACUGAACAUCGUGGGGGAUCUCUUACGGAAAGUAGGGGCUUUAGAAUCCAAAUUAGCAGCUUGCAGGAAUUUUGCAAAGGACCAGGCAUCACGAAAAUCCUAUAUUUCAGGGAAUGUUAACUGUGGGGUGAUGAAUAGCAAUGGCACGAAGUUCUCUCGAUCAGGGCACACGUCUUUCUUUGACAAAGGGCAAGAAAAAGUCAUAUUUCCCACGUUGUUCAUGGGGCAGUAAACGGCUUUGACCCGGCUCCUCCUCCUCCUGGUCUGGGCUCCUCGCGCCCGUCGUCAGCACCGGGUAUGCUGCCGCUCAGUGUGUGAGUGCCCGGCCUCCAGCUGGGGGCUCCUGCCCCCCCUCCAAGCACCAGGACACCCACGCCUCACCCCUCGGUGCCUGGGCCCAGCUCGUGCCCCUCCGCCCGCCUCCCCACGGCUGGCAGAGGGCAGGCUGCAUGCAGUGGCGGCUGCUGGGCCCGGUCCGGCUCCAGGACUCUGCGCGAUAUCAAUACUGGCUAUUUUCUCUUCUCGCCGUAGUGCCGUUGGUUUCACAUGAUUGCACUUUUGUGGGUCACAAGGUGAUACAUGCGUGUAUUACUCGGUCACUGGAUGCAGAAGUACCCAUUCAUCACAGCAUCUCCUAGCCCCGCCCUGCUGUACUGAUAGGAUUUAGUUGUGUUUAGGACAUUGCAGAUCUUCUAGAAGUUCUUCCCCAAAUCAGGUCAACUUGUGGUCUCCUCCUGAGCUCCCAGCCAGGCGUCUCCAGUGCUGAUGAUCAUGUGUUCCCCCCACCCCCCCAGGUUGGGCCUGUGGCUGGUGAAGAGUCAGGAAGGCCACUGAACUAGGGAGCAUUUUCUGCACCUUCUGAUUUUACUUUCUCAGUUAUCAUUCCAUAGACUUGCCUCCCCGAGCAGCCACAAAGGCCCGUCUGAGAUAGCAGGAGCUUUGGGGCCUGAGUGCUCUCAGGGCUGGGCCCUGCCGUCUCCUCCUCUACUGCCUCAGACUUGGGGGAGGGGGUGGCGGCCGCCCCCUUGGCAGCUCUCUGGUCCUUCAGUGAAAUGACAUCUUCAGAGCGCUUUUGUUUUGUCUCCGGAGGGCAUGUCCUGUUGUGUCAGGAAGGGUUGCGUGGCCUGAUUCCAGGGGCCGGCUGGCGCCAGCUCCGGGGGGCAGACUGACCAUAAGUGGUCCUCCCUGUGCAUCCUUUGAUUACUCUCAUGCUGCAUUUACUGUUUACAUUUGUUUUAUUGUACAUAGGUUUGUAAACAUUAUCGCCUAAGAUAUUUGUAUAUAACUUGGGCUUUGUAGCUUUUAUUUAUUCAGAACUCAUAUGGCAUGUUAAAGACUUAACAAUGGUGUCCUACUCCGGGCAGCUGUAUAGGGUCAUCAUGUGGUUAAAAAAAAUACUUCCCCUCGAAAAAAUCUUUUAAUGUGGAAACAAUAAAUUUCACAGAAAAAAAAAAAAAAGGAUUGAGGUUGCUUUAUUGGGUUUCUGCCAUCCUGCGAGAGAACAGCUGGAGUGGCAAAGCCAGGUUCCAAGUUCGUUUCUGUUCUGACAUGGGACACAGGAUGGACAGCAGCCACAGAACCGGGCAUAGAAAAUUCUUGCAGCCUCAUGAUGUGUCUAAUGUGCUGAGCAGAUGUCUUCAUGCUGAUUUUUAUCUUUUUUUUUUUUAAUUGAAGUAUGGCCCAAUUUUACACAAAUUGCAGAUAUACAGUAUUGUGGUUCACAGUUUUUAAAAGUUAUAUUCCAUUAAUAGUUACAGUAGAAUACAGGCUAUAUUCCCUGUGUUGUACAAUACGUCCUUGUGGCUAAUUUAUUCCUCAGGAUGACUCUGGUUUCUGCUCUUAGCUGUGAUUUCCGGGAGCAGCCUGAGAAUGGCCCUGGCCCUGUGCAGACCUCUGGCAGGAAGGGCCUGGACUUUGAAGGAGACGACUUGCUAAGUCCUGGAGUGACUGCAGUGGGUCCAGGAGACUGGUCCUUUUGUUGGACUGCCUUUCACAAAACUGCUGGUAUUCUGGGAUCAGAGGUUACUUGGGUCUGGGCUUCUCUCCUCAUCCCUUGAUAGAACUUGAGGAACAAGUAAUACUCGGGGGGUCUGUACGACUGUGUUAGAUUCUGAGCUCCGCUUAUAACAAAGAGCAUAAACAGAAUCGUUUUUGUCAUUUAAAAACUAUAUGUAAAUGAAAACUAAGUGAUUCCAGUUUCUAAGUGAAUAAACAUUGAGGUGUAGGAUACAUUAAAAUAUUUUUCUUCUGUCAGUUCACUGGCAGGAAUAGCU
Messenger RNA from Bubalus bubalis (water buffalo), 3235 nucleotides. RefSeq names its product nudE neurodevelopment protein 1 like 1 (gene NDEL1). The record is from RefSeq and is a predicted model, not a curated record. Bases 208 to 1194 code for a protein of 328 amino acids. Gene Ontology annotation, biological process: mitotic centrosome separation; vesicle transport along microtubule; cell migration. The transcript is spliced from 10 exons. Gene Ontology annotation, molecular function: microtubule binding. Gene Ontology annotation, cellular component: kinesin complex; centrosome; kinetochore. NCBI's taxonomy places the organism in Eukaryota, Metazoa, Chordata, Mammalia, Artiodactyla, Bovidae.